Molecule: messenger RNA, 945 nt
Organism: Recurvomyces mirabilis
Lineage: Eukaryota; Fungi; Ascomycota; Dothideomycetes; Mycosphaerellales; Teratosphaeriaceae
Exons: 3
Coding region: 1-945 (314 amino acids)
Biological process (GO): regulation of DNA-templated transcription
Source: RefSeq, a predicted model, not a curated record
AUGAGUGCAAUAAUCGAGGAGGACGGCCAUCAUGAGCCAAUCAAGGUCCUCAUUACCAUGCAUGAAGGCAUGAAUGCCAUGGACCUUGUUGGGCCAUUGGAGGUCUUCAGCUCUGCUAGGCAUGACAAGAACGAUCCAGAAUCCAAAGCGUUCCGUGUAAUCUUCGCGGCCACCAACGAGCACGUGCCUACCAUGGAAGGCGCAUCUCUCCGUGCCCACAUCACAUAUGAAGAGGCCAUGAAGCGUCUGGCCGAGAUCGACAUCCUCGUCAUCCCUGGCGGCGGCACCGAGCCUUUGUUGAAGACCAAGGACCAGCCCUUCAGCAUCAUCAAGGCAUUCACGGAAUUGCAGAAGAAGAAUCCGGCCCGUGAGCGUACCCUGAUGUCGGUCUGUACCGGAUCCCUCAUCUUGGCCGAGUUGGGUAUAUUGAGCGGCCUGUCUGCUACUACCCAUCCUGACUUCAUCACCAAGAUGGAGAUCAUCUGCUCUAACGCCGCCCAGCGCGACAUGGCUGAUCGCUGCGAUGUCAUGGAAGCUCGCUACGUCGUCAAUAACCUUCGCUUCGAGCUUGGCGAGAACGAGGAGGACAAUCCAUACAUUAUGAGCAGGAAAGAGUACAAGGACCAGAAACGCAGGCGCUCCUCGCAAGCAGGCAUCUCUCCCAUCGAGGAGAGGUCGAACGGCUCAGGCAGACGCGCAUCUAAUGCUCGCAAGGGAAGCAUCAGCCUCAAGAUGAGCAAUAUGCGCCGUGAGAGCGUUCUUAAGCGCGCCAACCUGCGUCUCGGUGGGCUGCGUGUCCUGACCACCAGCGGCGUCACCUCUGGCAUGGAUGGUGCAUUGUAUAUGGUGGGUGCCUUGGUCUCCGACGACGCGGCCGAGGAGACCGCCCGCAAGAUGUGUUAUGAUUGGAAGAAGGGCACCGUCGUUGACGGUCUCGAUGUUUAA